GAGCGCGUGAGAGCCCACCACCGUCAGUGUGGUGCAGGAAGGCGUGUGGAGCGGGCUGUGUCAACCUGUCUCGGCUCAGUUACCAUCACUGAGGACUUACGAGUGUAUCGAAUCUUCUUCUUCCCAGUGCCCCUCUGGCCUCUUACUGCGUCUCAGCGCCCACUGACACUGCAUUUAUCUUUGUUCGUAAAUUUAGGAAGCCUACUCGACAGUGUUCAUUUCCGUCACCACACACAAUGCGCAACACGACAUCGACCUCAGGGGACGACGGCGCCGUCGCUGGCGAUCACAUUGUGGUCACAGACGACCCCAACACUCAGGAGAAAACGCCUGGACACCUAGCGUCGGAUAACGCCAGCAACGCAGACAGCGCGCUGGUGACUACAAAGUCAACCCCAGCAGACAACACGCAGGUGACGGCAGUGACCGCGAAGUCAACCCCAGCAGAAGUGGACUCGGACUCUAAACCUACAAGCAGCAACAAGCGAGACAGCAGUUGUCUGAGCCGGGUGAGCAGGUGGGUGACGCGGGGCCUGGAGGAGGUGUUCGAGGGCCACGGCGCCCGUGUCGCGGCUCAUCCAACAGCGGUGGCUGCUCUCUGCGUCCUGGUGUCUGCAGUCUGCGCACUGGGGGCCCUCAACUUCUCCACAGAACUUCGUCCUUAUCGACUGUGGAUCCCUCAGGACUCGGAAUACAUUAAAGUAAUGAACUGGCAGUCAGUGAACUUCCCUAGCACGUUCCGGCGCCACCUGGCUGUGUGGGAGGCAGACAAUAUACUGACGGCCCGAGCAGUACAGGAGAUGUGGCGCCUGCACUCCCGCGUCAAGCACAUCGCCGUCGGGGUGAACCACACCUCCUGGGAUGCUCUCUGCGCCCGUGUUCCCUCUCUGCCUAUGGAUGACGAGCCACCAAAAGAAGACGAUUCAGAUUUUGAGUACGGGGUUCUGCAGUUCCGACGACGACGCCGGGAUCUAUUUCAAACUAUAACAGAAGACUUGAGCCUUAAACUUCCCCGUGAUCAGUACUGCGAUAGUGUUAUAAGCCUACCCAAGAUGUGUCUUGAAACCAGCCUGCUCGAAGUGUGGGGUCUGAAUGAGAAUAUUAUCAGGAACCUAACAGAUGAGCAAGUGGUAGAAGAUGUCAAUUCGGCACGACUGAGCGAAGUCUUCGGUUACAAAGUGAACUUUACUAGUUACCUUGGCAGCGUCACAUAUGACGAGGCGGGGCGAGUGGUGGGUGCCAGAGCUGCCAUGCAUAUGUGGGUGACGGUAGUGAACCAGACCGCCCUCGACCAAGGGAACAUCGUAGUGGACCAGGGUAGCGGGGAGCUGGUCGACACGGCUGGCUUUACCUGGGAGAAGGCGUGGGUGGACACCGUUCUUAACAACACCUCUCGACCAAAGGACAUUCUUGUGUAUGCGCAGGCCGCCAGUAGCUUCGGCAGUGUUAGUGACGAUAAUAUUUGGGGUGAUGUUCAGUGGUUGGCCGUCGGCUUUAUGAUGAUGUGCAUCUUUGUAAACCUGACAUUGGGACGAAGAAAUCUUGUUCAACAACGCCCAAUGCUAGCUUUCCUGGGAAUGUUCAGUGUAGGGCAGGCCGUGGCGGUGUCUUAUGGUGUAUGCUCAUUCUUCGGUGUUCCCUACUGCCCGGUUAACUCCAUUCUGCCGAUUCUCUUGGUGGGAUUGGGCGUGGACGACAUGUUCGUCAUCAUGGCAGCAUGGGAGGCAGCUGGCCGACAUAAACCUAUCUCUGGGAAUCAUAUAGAACGCGCUGGUCGAACAAUGCGUCAUGCGGGUGUAGCCAUCACUGUCACCUCACUGACUGAUGUGACUGCCUUUGCCGUAGGAGCGUCAACAGACUUGCCUGCCUUGCGGUCUUUCUGUCUGUACGCUGCCGUCGGCAUAUUUGCAGUGUAUGUACUGCAAGCUACUUUUUUCUUAGCGUGGCUGGUGCAAGAUGAAAAACGAAUGGAAAAAAAUAAAAAUGGUUUUUUGUGGUGCAUAACACACAAAAACUGGAAACCGUGGGGCUGCAGCAAGAGGGACUUGCUAUCAGACGCCUUCAAAUAUGUCUUCUGUCCAUUUAUUUUGUGGACUCCAGUUCGCGUCUUAAUCCUAGUAUGUUCGAGCUGCCUCUUGGCCUCCUCAGUCUGGGCUACUAUGAACCUGCACCAGGAGUUUAACCCAAUGUGGUUCAUACCGCGCUCAUCUUAUCUGUAUGAAAUGUUUGAAGUCUCCACAAAACACUUCCCUGGAGCAGGAGAGCGUGGCUACAUAUACUUCUCCAACGUUACCUUACCAGAUGAGUUAAGUAACCUAAAUCAUCUCAUAAAUUCUCUGACGGAAAGCAAAGUGAUAAGCUCAGUGAACGCUUGGUUUACGGCGCUGGACGAGUAUAUGUCCUUUAUACCAGAGUUACUGAACACUACUCUUACGGACACCUUACUACAAGACACGCUCUCCGUCUUCCUCCAGUCCUCGUCGGGGGCCUCCUAUCGCAAUGACUUCACUCUGGACGGCGUUCUUGAAUGUAAAUACCCAGCUCCUCCUAUCAGUUCAUUUAGAAUUGAAUUCACCCAUCGGCCAGCAAACUCUCCAGCAGAACAAGCCACAGCCUUAGAAACUGUAAAGACCAUACUAGCAGACAUACCAGUUGGCGGCUACAGGGCUGCGUGGGCCGAGGCUUACAGCAUAUGGGAAACUAAUCAAAUAAUCGGGUACGAAUUGUGGAGGAACAUUUUACUAGCUGGGUUAGUGGUGGGUAUCGUCACACUCCUGCUCCUGGCGUCACUCUCCGCUGCCAUGCUCGUGCUAGGGUGCGUAGCUGCCACAGUCACUGGGGUGUCGGGCACCAUCUGGGCGUGGGGUCUUACUGUCGACACUGUUUCCUGCAUCGCUAUUGUCCUCGCCAUCGGGCUGAGUGUGGACUACGCAGCACAUGUGGCCCAUGCCUUCCUGGCCACACGCCAUGUCCUCGACAAAAAGGAAAGAGUCCACGUGGCUCUGGAAAAUGUAGGCCCCGCCGUCCUGCAGGGUGGGCUCUCAACACUCCUCUCCUUCGUCCUCCUCGCUGGGUCCUCGUCCCAUGUGUUUACGACUUUCUUUAAAGUAUUUGUAGCAACAUCCAUAUUAGGUCUUUACUAUGGACUUGUUCUCCUUCCCGUGAUCCUAUCUCUAAUAGGCCCAGAAGCGUAUGCUACUACCGAAGAGCCUAGUGGCAGCCCUCAGACAUCCUCCCCCGACAGUGUAGACGAGGUAGCGGAGCACCCACAGGCGUACACAAACUCGGCUUACUUUCCUGAGCACAAAUGUAAAACCAAAGAAGUUUCCAUAGCAUUGUGACAGUCCAUAUUUUAGUGCAUUACUUUGUACAUAGUGAACCUUUUAAUUCCUUUCUGUGAUAUAACAUUUUUAAACCUAUUUUUUACAAGCCGUGCAUAACCAACUUGUAUUAUUUAUAAUUUUGAACAUUUUGUAUUUAUUUAUUUAAAAGUGGAUGGCGCAAUUGGCUAAAAACGAAAGGGACCAGAAUUCGGUUCUCUGGCAUGUUUCCUUACGCCUGGUACCUCUGCUCACUUACCAGUAAAUUGGUAAAUGAACCUAACCUGGCAGUUAGGCGACUGUUAUAGGUCGCAUCCUGGGAAAAGCCAGCUUAUGGGGACCUGGAUAUGCCAAACAGGCUUUCUGUCCCUAUCAGUGGGAAAACCAUGUUACCGUUACUCUCAAACUGAUACUAUACUACUAACAUAUAAUUUAAUUCACGAUCAUUAAAUAUUGUCCAAAGUUCAGAAAAUGUCUCCUUGGCAAUAAAAUGUAUUUUUUGACCUAUGUAUUUUUCUGGGUAUUGCUAUUUUGUCACAGUUGGUGAUAGACCUUACAAUGACCUUACAAUGACCAUGGCAUGACAAGGAAGUUACUGACAACAGUGAAAGCUCCAUUUUGUAGCCUAACCUCUGUAGUCUACGCAAAGAGUAUUAAAUAGCAUGAUUUGAAUCCCAUACUCAAGUUCAUGAAUAAUAGUAAGAAAUGUUACAAUUAAGAAGAAGAAAUGAGUAUGUUACAAUUAUGUUUUAAAGAGUUAAGCGCAAUUAAGGAUGAUAAAGAAUCACAAUUAAUGUA
This is a messenger RNA of Procambarus clarkii (red swamp crayfish), 4118 nucleotides long. Lineage: Eukaryota; Metazoa; Arthropoda; Malacostraca; Decapoda; Cambaridae. The record is from RefSeq and is a predicted model, not a curated record.